GUGGUUUACUGUGGACAGGAGAGGCACGCCUGAUGAUAUGCCCCCUACAGGUGGAAAUAGGACACAUCAUGUGUGGGACACACAGUUGUACAGACCUGAGCAUGGCUCAUAGUCCGUUAGCUUAAAAGAAGGUUGGAAGAAGAUGGAAUGAGAUCUGCUCCUCAACACGGCAGUUUCUACAGUUCUGCAUGCACAGAGGAACCUGCAAAUACAGGGAUUCAACUCCGUCAUGACAAUGCCUCCAAAGGAACCACAGGAGGAUGUGAAGAAACUCAGCUUCUGGAUGCCAGGCAACUAUGUGCGAACAGUGCACAGGACCCAGGACUUCUUCCAGGUGUGUGACAACGUCGUGGCGUGUUUUAAGGACCGAGCACGGGUAGAGAAACAGUACAGCCAGCAGCUCAGAGAUUGGAGUAGCAAGUGGAGAUCUGUGGCAGACUCCCGGUCACUCUAUGGCUCCCUCAUGACGGCCUGGCAGGCUUUCUUCUCUUCCGCUGAGCGCUUGUCUCUUCUGCAUUCAUCUAUUUCUCAUUCCCUCGUUUCGGAGGAGGGCGAGCGUAUUCACUCCUGGCGAACAGACACAUUCAAGCAGAGGAUGUUGUGUGGCUUCCAUGAGUCACAUGACUUUGAAACAGCAUUUACAUGUGCUCAGAAACCCUGGGUGAAGAAACUAAAGAAGCUGGAAAAAGCUCGGCUUGCAUAUCAUAAGUCAUGUGAGAAGGAGCAGAGUGUGUUGGACAGAGAGUGCCAGGCCAAACACAACAGCAACUUGAAUGAAUACACACUCGCCAAGAUCCAGCAGGCCCGGGAGAGAGCCACACAAGACCGGGACAAAGCACGCAAUCGGUAUGAAAAAGUUCUGGAGGAUGUGACUGGCUACACAGCUCGCUACAUGGAGGAAAUGGAGGCUGUGUUUGAGCAAUCACAGGAGCAGGAGAGGAAGAGAAUCAGUUUCCUCAAGCAGGCCUUCCUGUCUAUACAUAGACACCUUGACAUCACCAACAAUGACAGUGUUAAGGAGGUGUAUGCGGAGCUCCACCACACCCUGUUGUCCAUCAGUGAGGAGGAGGACUUGCACUGGUGGAGGGUGCACCAUGGCCCAGGCAUGCCCACAACAUGGCCCGCCCUGCAGGAGUGGGUCCCUCCAGGUAGGAAACAGAAACCCAGGAAGAAGCCGGUGAAAGACAAAGAUAAAGUUGUUAUGAUUGGAGGAGUCCGUGUGAGAGCUCUGUAUAAUUAUGUUGGGGAGGAGGCAGAUGAGCUGUCUUUUAAUGCAGGAGAGGAGUUCCUGAAAGUUGAGGAAGAGGAUGAACAGGGCUGGUGCCGUGGGGUUAAGGAGGGAGGAGUUGCAGGCUUCUAUCCAGCCAAAUAUGCGCUCCCUGUGCAGUGAUGAUCAAGAAAUGGGUGGGUGGAGCUCAUACUGAAGAGGGCGUGUGAGUGGGUGGAGCUCAUGCUGAAGAGGGUGUGUGUGGGAUAUCUGGAACAAGGUUGUUGUUGAUGCUGCCAGUCAACAGAGAUAGAGGUGUGGAGAGGUGGAGAGGUAUGAAGAGAUGGAAACCUUGUGCUGGUUUAUCCUCAAGUAUCAUCCAGUAUCUGACCUGGGCCUUGAAACUCUCCAGCCCAGCAGGUCCUCUGGGGCUCAAACGAUCCACUUUACAUGUCAUAUUCACAGACCACCAGCCAUUAUCUCUGUGUUACAUGUCCUUUAUCUGUGUAUUACACGUCCUUUAUCUGUGUGUUAGGGGUGAAAUAAACAAAUAAACAUUUUGUUCAGUCAC
Electrophorus electricus (electric eel) is the source of this 1778-nucleotide messenger RNA. RefSeq names its product protein kinase C and casein kinase II substrate protein 3. Gene Ontology annotation, cellular component: plasma membrane; cytoplasm; endosome. NCBI's taxonomy places the organism in Eukaryota, Metazoa, Chordata, Actinopteri, Gymnotiformes, Gymnotidae. The record is from RefSeq and is a predicted model, not a curated record. Gene Ontology annotation, biological process: cytoskeleton organization; regulation of endocytosis; plasma membrane tubulation. Gene Ontology annotation, molecular function: phospholipid binding; protein binding.